Messenger RNA from Dacryopinax primogenitus, 2509 nucleotides. RefSeq lists its product as uncharacterized. The transcript is spliced from 5 exons. The record is from RefSeq and is a predicted model, not a curated record. The coding region runs from base 191 to 2197 and encodes 668 amino acids. NCBI's taxonomy places the organism in Eukaryota, Fungi, Basidiomycota, Dacrymycetes, Dacrymycetales, Dacrymycetaceae. Gene Ontology annotation, biological process: intracellular signal transduction.
CAUCACCCUUCUCUUCUUCUUCCCACCUCCGUCUCCCUCCUCGUACACCUUGCUCCCGGGUCGUUAAUCAGUCUUAUCCUGACCUCUGUCCGCCCCUUCAUCAACUAGUACAUUCCCGCAUAAUCAACCCCUCCUACCUUGUCAAUCCCCUCUUCUCACCAGACACCAUACCUCAACAACAUCCAUCGCAAUGGCACAAGCAGGACGUUCUAGCCAUUCAUCGUCACAUAUGAUGAAGACGACCAAGCGCGGUCGGCCGUUCCUCAAGGAUACACUCGAUCUGUUCGCGACUCUUGUUGUCUCCCUUGACCUGACAACACAUCGGCAGUUCUUCCGUCAGAUCCCAAACAGUUUUACUACUGAUGAAGCAUGUGCGAACUUGGCCAACCUGAAGUUUUCCCAAUCCACUCGCGGGCCGGACCCCAAAGACCCAACAAGGAUCGUGACAACUACGACAACGACUACGUUCUCCAUGUCCCGGGAAAUGGCCAAGUCAAUGUGCCAGCACUUCAUGGAUGCUCGCUUGAUUGAGAACGCUGGCGACAGGCAGUCGAACAUCUUCAAGGAUCGUGGAACAUAUCAGGUCACACCGAAGGGAUUGCACAUUCUCGAACGGUUCAUCACCAAGAACGGCAUGACGGCGGAUCAUCUCGUCAAAGUGUUCGCCACCCAGCCGAUCUGCAUGAAGCUUCUUCACCUCGAGCGUCGGGCAGAAGAUGACGACAUCAUCAUCUCGCAGACUCCCAUUGUGGACUUGUUCCGUCGAUUUGCAGGACGUCAGCCCAACUACCCUACCACGUCGGAGACCAACAUGCCACCUGACCCGGCACAAGAGCACCACGAGCGCGCAAAAGGCAUCUUCCUCCAGGAUGUGACCGAGCGUGUUGACGGCCAGAAGGGUCCCCAACUCUUCCGCUACUGCUUCUACUCCCCUGCCGCGCUCGACUGGCUCUGCGAUUUCUCAAGCAUUGUUGCCCGUGAUGAGGCCGCAGAGCUCAUGGCUCAUUUUGUUAGGUACCAGCUCAUUCAAUAUGUAACGGAUCAUUCGAGCAGGAGGGAGGAUACGAUCAGCUUCGAGGUCAAGGGAGGGCCGGGUACCUCCAUCCGGGCCUUGCCGAAGGCCGAGUUCAUUUGCAACCCGAAGACUUUGUACCGCCUCACCGAUGAGGGCCAGCGCACUGCUCGCUGGAACGUACCAUCGCGGGCUGGUGGUGCUUCUGGUGCUGCUACUGCUGCCAACGGAGGGGACCAAAGUGGACGUCCAUCCGAGGACAGCAGUGAAGUUCACGCCACAGACAUCAACUACGGCCCCGGUGCUGGUCCGACUGCAGGACCGAAGGGUAUGGCGGCCGCGCAGGAAGCUCAGGCGCAACUGCAGCGCAAGGGAUCCGUAGCGGAGCGAAUGAACAAACUUGAUGAUGGCUCCGCACACGACUCACCCAAGGAGAGCAACACGGAUCGGUUAAAGUUUAUUCUUGCUGAGCCUGCGCUGCGUUCUCUGUUCCGUGACUUCUUGCGCGGCAACUUCUGUGAAGAGAACUUAUCCUUCUGGUUGGAGGUGGAAGACCUGAAGCGCCGCUUCGUCACUUCCUCGUCUGCCUCUGCAGCCAGCGCAGUCCCAACCGCAGGCAAGGGCAGUCAGAUGGAGAAGCAUCAGGACGGACUGAUCAAGAUGGCCUUUGUAAUCUUCAACACCUUCCUGGCGCAUUCGUCCCCAUGCGAGCUGAACAUCGACCACGGGUUGAGGAACGAGCUGGAUGCGUACCUCAGCAACGUGCUUUCGGUGGAUGGGAAGGGUUUCGUGGGCAAGGUCGAGCCCGCACAGACGGCCCAGUUUACCGCCACCCAGUUGCAAAACAUGAUCCGCUUGUACGAGCGUAUCCAGAACCAUGUUUUCCGGCUGAUGGCAACCGACUCGGUCCCGAAGUUCGUCAAGACGAGGCAGUUUGUCCAGCUUCGUCAAUAUGUGCAAGGCUUGGAACAGGUGGACGCCGAUAUGCGUCUGGCGGUCGAGACGGUUGGCUCUCCGCCCAGCGCGCCCGUGGGCGUGUCACAUGAGUAUGGCGACUACGGGGAAGAGCCUGCCGGCAGGACGUACAUGACUAUCUCCACUGCGGCGAACGAGAAGGCGCGUGCACUGGCUACCAAGGCAGACGCGAAGCGUGUUGGGGCCGGCGCCACCACCGCUGCUCGAUGAUGACAGGGCCUUUUGUUGCUUUGUUCCUAUGUUUCCGUUCCUGUUCCUGUUACAUGCCCAUCAUCACGUUCAUGAUUCACUUCAUCAAAUCUCCCCCUGCUUCCUCCUGACGCCGCAUGCUGCUUUGUGCGUGUGGGCCAAGGCGCAUAAUUUCCCUUUUUCGUCACUGCCGCUGCUUUUCCUUCUGUUGUCUUAUUCCACUGUCUUUGGGAAUUGUCCGGCUGGACGACACGCAUCUCAACGUCGCCCUUACAAAGCAAAAAUUAUUGUAUACGAGUAAUAGCCACCAACCAGGGUGGUGACCAAUGAUCA